Molecule: messenger RNA, 1300 nt
Organism: Platichthys flesus (European flounder)
Lineage: Eukaryota; Metazoa; Chordata; Actinopteri; Pleuronectiformes; Pleuronectidae
Product: vesicle transport protein SFT2B-like
Exons: 11
Coding region: 709-1203 (164 amino acids)
Biological process (GO): vesicle-mediated transport
Cellular component (GO): membrane
Source: RefSeq, a predicted model, not a curated record
AUGAAGAAACGAGUAGAAACAGAGAAACUGAUGAACGAGUGUUCGGCUUGUUUCACUUUUAAAGAGACAAAGUUGAUCCUGAGACGUGAAAAGCUGCUGCCGACAGCUAGCUGCGUGCUAGCAUUAGCAUUAGCCGACAGCUAGCUUCGAGCUAGCGUUAGCCGACAGACUGAAGAAGAGACAAACGUGGAGGAGCCUUGACUCAGGACAGAGGAUCCGUCUCUGAACAUGCUGGGGACAGCUGGGGACUCUGCAUUGUCCACACACUGACAUGUUAAACAUCAUGACGCGGUGUGAUACGUGUGAUGGUCACAGACUUGUCAUCUGGAGCUGUGCAGUGAAAACCAGGUUCCAUUCAACACGAGCUGACACAGAAGAACUGUGACAGAAACACUUCAUCAACCAACAUGAAGGAGUUCACACCAACACAGUCACGUCUUCAUCUGGAUCAGUUACAGAGACGACUCGUGAUGUUCUACUUUAUUUACAUAGUAAACACAUUCCUAUAAAACCUUCCACUUCCUGUGAGAUUCCCUUGGAAUCGUCUUCACCACCUUCGAGUCCAGUGAAGGAAACCAACGUCAGCACAGGGGGAUUCUGGGUAUUGAAGUUUCAACUGGCCUCUUUCUUCUGAAAGACACAGUUUGCCUGCGGUCAGCUGAGUGUGAAACAUCCGUAAAAACAUCUGGAAACAUCCGGAGCAAGUGAAUGGAUAAAUUAAAGAAGGUGCUGAGUGGGCAGGAAGCGGGCGGGGACACGGAGGACCCCGGGGUCCUGGAGAGAGCCAAUCAGGCGACGACGUUGGCCUGGGGCUCGAGGGUGAAGGGCUUCCUGGUCUUCUUCAUACUGGGACUGCUCAUCUCUUUACUGGCCACCUUCAUGAUGUGGAUCCCGGGCUUCGGUCUCGCUGUGUUCGUGGUCUUCUACACGGUGGGAAACAUCUGCGUCCUGGCCAGCAUCAUGUUCUUGGUGGGGCCGUGGCGGCAGCUGAGGACCAUGUGCGCCAGAGAGCGAGCGCUGGCCACCAUCCUGGUUCUGGUUUGUCUGGCGUUGACGCUCUGCUCGGCCUAUUUGUGGACGAAUUUCACCCUCGCUCUGAUUUUCUGUUUCCUCCAAGUUUUGGCUUUCACCUGGUACGGCCUCUCAUACCUCCCCUUUGCCAGAGAAUGCAUCUUGAAAUUCUGUUCAAGCUGCUGCUGCUGAUCAUCCGAGUCCGUCUAACCAAUCAGCAAGCGGGAUCUUCACCUUAAAGUUCUGUGCGUGUUACAGUGUUUGUUUACCUCCAGGACACGAUCCCAGU